Messenger RNA from Aspergillus melleus, 1449 nucleotides. RefSeq names its product histone deacetylase HOS2 (gene hosA). Lineage: Eukaryota; Fungi; Ascomycota; Eurotiomycetes; Eurotiales; Aspergillaceae. The coding region runs from base 1 to 1449 and encodes 482 amino acids. The transcript has a single exon. The record is from RefSeq and is a predicted model, not a curated record. Gene Ontology annotation, molecular function: histone deacetylase activity.
AUGGCCCGCUCCGCCAUCGUCCAAGAAUACGCCCCUCCGCCCGCCUCCACCACCCUCAGUCUCGACCGCAAAGUCACCUCCGAACGGCAACACAAUGGCAUCGCCCGGCCCAAGGGCUACCGCGUCUCCUGGCACGCCAAUCCCGCCGUGGAGCUGCACCACUUCGGCCAGUCGCACCCCAUGAAGCCGUGGCGGCUCACGCUCACCAAACAGCUCGUCAUGGCCUACGGCAUGCACCACGCCAUGGACCUCUACCUAGCGCGGUCCGCCACCUACGAAGAGCUCGCCGACUUCCACAAGACCGACUACCUCGAUUUCCUGCGCCAGGUGAUGCCCGGCGACAUGGAGAAGGCGGAGCAGAGCGAGAACGUGGCGCGGUUCAACUUCGGCGACGACUGCCCCAUCUUCGACGGGCUGUACGACUACUGCUCCCUCUACGCUGGCGGUACCAUCGACGCCGCGCGCAAGCUCUGCAACAACCAAUCCGAGAUCGCAGUCAACUGGUCCGGCGGCCUGCACCACGCCAAAAAGGCCGAGGCCAGCGGCUUCUGCUACGUCAAUGACAUCGUCCUCGGCAUCCUGCAGCUGCUCCGCCUGCACCCGCGCGUCAUGUACAUCGACAUCGACGUGCACCACGGCGACGGCGUCGAGCAGGCCUUCUGGUCCACCGACCGCGUCCUCACCGUCUCCUUCCACAAGUACGACAAGGACAACUUCUUCCCAGGCACCGGCGCCCUCGACGCCACCGGCCCAACCCACCCCUUGAACCCCGGCGCGCACCACUCCGUCAACGUGCCCCUCCACGACGGCAUCGACGACGACUCCUACAUCCAGCUCUUCCGCGACGUCGUCGGCAAUUGCGUCGACGUGUACCGCCCGGGCGCCAUCGUCCUCCAAUGCGGCGCCGACUCCCUCGGCUGCGACCGCCUGGGCUGCUUCAACCUCAACGUCGCCGCGCACGGCGCCUGCGUCGCCUACGUCAAGACCUUCAACCUGCCGCUCCUCGUCGUCGGCGGCGGCGGGUACACGCCCCGGAAUGUCUCGCGCGCCUGGGCCCACGAAACCUCCAUCCUCAUCGACGCCCAGGACCAGAUCGACCCGCACAUCCCGGAGGACGUGUUCUUCCGGAACCACUUCGGGCCGGAUUACUCGCUAUUCCCGCCCUUGUCGGAGAUGCGCAAGCUCGAGAAUAAGAACCCGCGACCGUAUCUGAAUAGUCUGCUGGAGUCGAUCCGGGAACAGCUGCGUUACAUCGAGGGUGCGCCGAGCGUGCAGAUGAGUUUCAUUCCGCCUGACAUCCUCGGGCUGAGAGAGGAGACGGAACGCGAGAUUGAGGAGGAGAUUGCGUUGAUGGAUGAGGAACGCGAGGAGCGCGAGGGCAAGUUUAGUCGGAGACGGGAGUUGGAGAGGGGGUUGCCGACUAGAGGGGAGUUGUAUACUGCUUCUUAG